Messenger RNA from Beauveria bassiana ARSEF 2860, 753 nucleotides. Its product is annotated as short-chain dehydrogenase. The record is from RefSeq and is a predicted model, not a curated record. The coding region runs from base 1 to 753 and encodes 250 amino acids. The transcript has 3 exons. NCBI's taxonomy places the organism in Eukaryota, Fungi, Ascomycota, Sordariomycetes, Hypocreales, Cordycipitaceae.
AUGUCUCUCCAAGGCAAAGUCGCCCUCAUCACCGGCGGCGCCAAGAACCUGGGCGCCGAGAUCGCGCGGGAGCUCGCCGGGCUCGGGGCCAACCUGGCUCUGCACUACAACUCGGCCAAGUCCAAGGCCGACGCCGACGCGCUGGGCCAGCAGCUGGCCUCGCAGUAUCCGGGCGCAAAGGUCAAGUUUUACCAGGGCGACCUGACGACCGAGGCGGCCGUGGAGAAGCUGUUCCAGGCGGCCAAGGCGGAUCUGGGCCGGAUCGACAUUGUGGUGAAUACGGUGGGCAAGGUGCUGAAGAAGGCGAUUGGGGAGAUUUCCGAGGCGGAAUACGAUUCCAUGUUUGCCAUCAACUCCAAGGCCGCCUUCUUCAUCCUCAAGGCCGGCAGCAAGCACGUCGCCGACGGGGGCAAGAUUGUCACCAUUGUGACGGCGCUGCUUGCCGCCUUUACCGGCUUGUACACGUCGUACGCCGGGUCCAAGGCGCCCGUCGAGCACUUUACGCGUGGCGCCGCCAAGGAGCUGCAGUCGCGGCUGGUGAGCGUCAACGCCGUCGCGCCCGGUCCCAUGGACACCCCAUUCUUUUACCCUCAAGAGUCGGACGAGGCCGUCGCAUUUCACAAGAGCCAGGCGUUGGGCGGACGGCUGACCGAGGUGCAGGACAUUGCGCCGCUGGUACGCUUCCUGGUGACCGAGGGCGGCUGGAUCACCGGCCAGACGCUGUUUGCCAACGGGGGCUACACGACUCGGUAG